UAUUAUUCUCUGACCAUGUUCAUGUAUCGGUCACUCUUGGAUACCUCUAUAACAUAUCGUUUGGUCAAGGUGUUACCUUGGUCAAGUGUCCAUUGAUACGAAGGCAAACAAUCAUUCCAAACAUCAUCAUCUGGAUACAAUACCCUCCUCGUAGCUCAUUCACGUACAGUACCAGUUGGAAGUAUACGUUGAUUAUCAUCUACUUUUAAUCUAAAUCAUUAUACCAGGACUACGGUUAAGGAGAUAAAUCCGUAACAAAAAAAGAAGAAGAAGAAGAGGAAAAAGAAGAAGAAGCAAACUGAAGACACAAUCUCAAGGGAACAAUAUAUUUUGGAUAUUGAAAGGAGAAGAUAGAGCAACAUGGGGUGUGGAAGCAGUCAAAGUGAAGUCAUUUCCGAAAACUCAAACGGAACCGCGUACCACCCUGCAAAGAAAGACGCGAAGACCAAGGACAAGGCUGAUGAUAAGGAAAGAGCUUCAUCGUCAGACCCGAAAGAGAUCAAGAGAAAACAAAAGUCAACCAAGAAGAAGCAGAAAGAGGUAAAGAAACUUGAAUUCGAAACCAAAUCAGCUCUUCCGCCCAUAAAAACCAAAAGACCUCCACCGCCGCAACGUGAAACUAAAGUAGAUGAAACAACUCAAGAGGAAAAGAACGAAGAAAAGGCACCUGAACGGACAUCCGAAAAAUACCCCUCUGGGGAAAUAAAAUCGGAGGCGACAUCGACAGAAACAAAAGCCUCAAAAGAAGUGGCUCCGACGGAUAAAGAUGCAAAGGAGAGUGAAGACAACGAGAAAACAGUACAGUCAUCAGCUGAAGAAACGACCGUAACAACAAGAGAUACACCAGCUGCUUCUGAAGAGAAACCUGCAACCACAGAAGAGCCAGUAGUCUCCACAGAGACAUCAGUCAUUACUGAGGAGAAAUCACCAUCCGUUGGUGAAAAACCGGCAUCAGUCGAUGAGAAGCCAGAAGCUGCCGAAGAAAAACCAGAAGCCACUGACGACACACCAGAAGCCACUGAUGACAAGAAGGAAGUCAUGGACGAGAAACCAGAAACUACGGAUGUGAAACCAGGCGCUGAAGAGCCGAAAGCAGUCAGUGACGAUAAUCCAUUAUCAGCCGAAGAGAAACCCGGCUCAGGGGCAACUGGGGAAAAAGAGCAAGCUGCAGCAGACAAGACAGCAACCACAGAGAAGGAAGAAUCUACCAAUGAGACACAGGCAACGAAUGAAGAGAAACAAACGGCCACAGAAGAAAAGCCAGUAGCCGAGGAAGAGAAACAAAAUGUUACUGAUGACAAGCCAGAGUUCACCGAAGAGACGCCAUCAUCCAAUGAAGAAAAGUCUCUAGAAGCUGACGAGAAACCAGCAGCUGUGGAUGAAAAACCAGCAACCACCGAUGAUAAACCAGCAGAUGCUGAAGAGACACAAACGUCAGAUGAACCGACACCUGCUGUCAAAGAAGACGCACCUUCAGGGGUUGAGGAAACGUCACCUGCGGGUGGAGAUGAAACAGAUGGUGCUAAAGAAGCACCUUCCACUACCGAAGAUGCUCCUUGUGCUGGAGGAGAGAUACCAUCAGCUGCUGAAGAUAGAGCGGAUGCUGAUUCAUCAACGAUAGCUGAAGAGAAACUGACAGGCUGUGAUGAUAAACCAGUAACCAACAAAGAAACGCCAGCAUCUGCCGAAGAUGUACCACAAUCUAGUGAAGACAAACAGGAAACCACUGAAAGUACACCUGCUACCACUGAUGAUAAACCAACAACCGAUGGUAAUCCAGAAACUACCAAAGCUAAACAAGAAACUGCUGAAGCUAAACCAGAAAAUACAGAAGCUAAGCCAGAAGCUACUGAAGAAAAAACAGAAACAAUUGAAGAUAAACCAGAAUCUGCUGAGGCUAAACCAGCAGACAGUGACGACAAACAAGAAUCUAACGAAGAUAAACCGGAAACUACCGAAGACAAAUCUGAAAAUACCGAGGACAAGUCAGCAGCUUCUGAUGAUAAACCAGAAACCACCGAAGGAAAAAUAGAAACUACCGAGGACAAACCGGAAACUACCGAAGACAAACCUUCAGCCUCCGAUGAUAAACCAGAAACCACCGAAGAUAAACCGGCAGCUACAGAAGAAACUUCCGCAACCAAAGAAGAAUCACCAUGCGCCACAGAGGUUUCAAAGCCUGAAGAAAAUCCCGUAACAGAAGACGCAGCUAACACUGAAGAAGUAGCUGCUUCUGAAGAUGCCCUCAAGUCAACAGAAACACCUGCACCCGAGAAUACACCUUCCGCCAUGGAGACACCAGCACCCGAGAAUACACCUUCCGCCACAGAAACACCAGCACCCGAGAAUACACCUUCCGCCACAGAAACACCAGCACCCGAGAAUACAACUUCCGCCACAGAAACACCUGCAUCCGAGAAUACACCUUCCGCUACAGAAACACUAACUACAGAGGAAUCAAAACCUUCAACAGACGAGAUUAACCAUACAUAGGUUUAUAAAGUUGGCAAGAUAAUAACUUUUACCGAGCAAUAUAUCAUUCCAUAUUUCACAAGAUUUAACAUGAUCUUCCUACAGAUCUAAGAGUCAUGAGGAACGACACAGCUUUGCAUCGUGAUGAUUGCAUGGCACCCUUUUAAUUUAUGAUUCGACCAUGUAACGUGAUGAAAGUUAUAGUGACUGUUCGGAUAAAUGAGACCUGUCUUGUCGGAAACACAACUGAUGUGAAUUGAUUGUCUUGAAUGCAAGACUUUAACAUUUGACGACCAUGAAACAAACUGUUCUUUUUUAAUGUUUACGUCAGGCGGUGUCAGACGGGGGGGGGGGGGGUCAAUAUGUCAAAGUUUCAGCUGCGUGUCGUUUGUAAGCUUUAACCCGUUGUUAAGUGAAACCGAUUAGCACAUUAUUCAUGUAUAAAUAUAAACUGAAAGGCCCGUAUUCUAAAGUCAGGUUUAAUUUAAACUCUAGUUUUAAGUUGUGGUUUAACUAUGGAAAGCCAGUUGUAACAUAAAUCGGUAACAGUAGAGGUUAAGAUGUAUCAGCUCAUUGACUCUCAAAUCAUUCUUAACUGUCUGGGAAAGAUUAAUAAGAGCACAUUAAACAUAAGAAGCAUACAAUGUAAACAUAAUUUUGACAUGAUUGACUUCUCAUAAUUUUAGCACAGAGUUAGACCAUGGACUAGGUUAAACCUGACUAUAAGAUAUCAAAUUGUUGUGUAUAAUUUGACCAAUGAGGAUUUUUUGUUGGUUUUUUUUUUUUUUUUUUUGGGGGGGGGUUCGUUACGGAUGGAGGUCAAAUUUUGAAAAUUUCUUUCAAUAAAAAAACAUAUAUGUUUAAAAAAAUUAUUCAAACGGAGCUUAUCUUGAAAAGAAACAUUACUAAGAAAAAAAGAAAAUGUUAACUCAUGCGUUCUUCAAUUAAUCAUGUAUUAUGGCAAUUUUUCUUUACUUUACCACAUGACCUCUUGAACCAUUGGUAUUUUUUUAAUUUACAUAUAUAUUAAAGAAAACAGGAAUGAUGCGUAACGAAUGAUUUCAGGAACGUAUGGGAUCGGGCAAACAUGUUAUAUAUCAUGUACAUAAAUUCCAUCGAUAUUUAUUGUACAGAAAUGUAUUUAAGGAGUUCAUUUAUGUAUAUAAAAUAAUCAUGAACAAAUUAA
Messenger RNA from Lytechinus pictus (painted urchin), 3658 nucleotides. Its product is annotated as cell surface glycoprotein 1-like. The record is from RefSeq and is a predicted model, not a curated record. NCBI's taxonomy places the organism in Eukaryota, Metazoa, Echinodermata, Echinoidea, Temnopleuroida, Toxopneustidae. Bases 361 to 2493 code for a protein of 710 amino acids. The transcript has 3 exons.